This is a messenger RNA of Misgurnus anguillicaudatus (oriental weatherfish), 1900 nucleotides long. RefSeq names its product chemokine XC receptor 1. Gene Ontology annotation, cellular component: membrane; external side of plasma membrane. NCBI's taxonomy places the organism in Eukaryota, Metazoa, Chordata, Actinopteri, Cypriniformes, Cobitidae. The record is from RefSeq and is a predicted model, not a curated record. Gene Ontology annotation, molecular function: C-C chemokine binding; C-C chemokine receptor activity. Gene Ontology annotation, biological process: positive regulation of cytosolic calcium ion concentration; G protein-coupled receptor signaling pathway; cell chemotaxis.
AUAAUUUUUUUGGUACGUGCAGGUGAAACUCUAAUAGGAACACACAUGAAGGGUUUCAGUAAUUUGAAAGGUUUCAUCUGCAGACACCUGACUCAAGUACAGUUUUCUUUGGACAACAUUACAAAAACUCGUCUUAAAGGUUCUGGUUGGGCAGCAUUUUUACAUCAAAAUGAAUGAAAGUGAUUUUGAAACAACAACUGAUUACCAGUCUGAUUACCAGUAUCCAGAUGAUUAUCCUGAUGAGAGCUGUCAAAAGGCGAACGUGCUUCAAUUUCGAGCGACUGUCACUCCAAUCGUUUUCACCAUAGUGGUUCUGUUCAGCUGUGUGGGGAACAUAUUGGUCUUGUGGGUCCUUGUGAAAUACGAAAAUCUGAAAUCCCUGACCAACACGUUCCUGCUAAAUCUGGCUCUCUCCGAUCUGAUUUUCACCUUUGGCCUGCCCUUUUGGGCCUACUAUUACAUGUACGGAUGGACUUUUGGAGAUGUGGCAUGUAAAGCAGUUAACUUUGUCUUCUACACCGGAUACUACAGCAGCCUCAUAUUCGUCACAGUUCUGACCGUUCACCGUUACGUGGCCGUUGUGCACCCUAUGUCAGUGCUCUCAUCCAGGAAAAGUCUGCACUGCUAUGUAGCAUCUGUUGUCAUCUGGGUUUGCAGUCUUGGUGUUGCAUUCCCCUACUCCCAUUUUCAAAGGGUGUCGGACUCCAGUGUUGCGAUAAAUUCCACAGAUAAUAUUGCAGAUGUUUUCCAGCAAUGUGAAUUUGACCAACAGAUUAACUGGAAGCUUACUGGUACAUACUUGCAAAAUGUCUUUUUCAUUAGUGCAUUCAUAGUCAUCAGUUUUUGUUAUGCCGAAAUCCUGUGGCGGCUGCAUCGACCAACGUCUCACACUCGCGCCAGGACUGUGUGGUUAAUCCUCUGCAUAGUGGUGUUUUUUUUCUUGGGUUGGGGACCGUACAAUGUGGCCAUAUUUCUGGACUCUUUGAUUUCAUGGGGUAUCGCUCCAUUCAAUGAAUGUGAAGUCAGCACCUCUAUUGACUAUAUGAUGCACAUCUCCCGGAUGGUGGCUUUCUCUCACUGCUGCCUGAAUCCCUUGUUUUACGUCUUCAUGGGAAUCAAAUUUCGAAACCACCUGAAGAAAAUGUUAUGGACUGUUUGUAAGAAGGGCAGAGAGCCUCAGAACCGACACAGCCGGCUCAUUUAUUCAAACGGUGAAGAAAUAUCCAUGUAUUAGCUACUUGUGCUUAUGAUUUAUAGUUGACAGAAUAAAGUGUGAACUGGCCCUUUAAAACAAAGGGCUCAAAUAGUGCAUGUAAAAUUGCAAAAUUAUAAGAAUUAUUGUAAAGCAUCUGUAAUUGAAUACAAAUGAUCAUGAAUUUUCCAAAUGUUUAUUUUAAUAAAAUUGUGUGGUAAAAUGUAAUUGUAAAAUUGUAAGUUGUAAAAGCUGCAAUGCAAAAAAUUUAUAAAAUGUAAAAAAAAAACAUUUUUAUAUACCUUUGCUAUAUACCUUUGUUAUAUACAUUUACUGUUUUACAAAACAAAUAUUUGUUUUGCUUUAUUUUCUCAUGUUAAAUGCAUUUAUAUGAAAAAAGUUUUUACCCAAAGUUUGGAACCAUACUGAUAUCUCAGAUGUAAAUAUUUGGAGGUUUAAAUACCCAUGCAAAGUCUCUGUUAAAGUUUUUAAAGCAUUUUUUUUCCAUAGUUAAGUAAAGUACACAUUUUUAGAAUGUCCAUAACGGAGAAAUGUCACAUUGUCAUAAAUGUACAAAUAAAACUUAAAAUUAAAUAAAUAUUAAAUGUUGUUUAAAGAACUGUCCCUUUCUUCAUUUGUUGGGUGUUAUUGCUGCAGGUUUGUGCAUUUUAAUUUACAGAAUUCCUACAAAGUAUGUUGUCUGCCAAA